AUAAUUCUCUGUUCAAUCACUAGCUCUCUGUGUGUGUGUGGAAAUAAAUGGGUAUAGAAUCCACACAUUUACGGCUUACUGGAUUUCCCGCUGUUUCGCCACUGCACACACUGCAGGACCGGCUGAUAUUUUGAAGUAAACUGGGGUUUAAGUUCAACUAGGUGCAGCUCAACUCAUCUAUCAUAGAUACUGGCAAAACUAUUCAAGUUCAGCUCUCAUCAGAGGACUCAAGAGGUAAACAAAGAUGGCCGACGGACACUUCAAGCCCGGAGAAAAGGUGUUUGCCAAGAUGAAAGGGUGGCCCCACUGGCCAGCAAGGAUCGAUGAGGUACCGGAGGGAGGAGUGAAGCCACCACCAAAUAAGCUUCCAAUUUUCUUCUAUGGAACUCAUGAAACAGCAUUUAUGUUCUCUAAGGACCUGUUCCCUUAUGAGAAGUACAAAGCCAAAUAUGGUCAAACCCACAAGAAGCACAAAGCAUUCAACAUGGGACUCAUCGAGAUCAUUGAAAACCCAGAUGUCAUGUAUUCCGGACAGCAACCCACAUCCACCUCUGAAGAGGAAGAUAUGGAGGAGGGUGUUGAGGAAGAAGCAGCAGAUGAAGAAGAGAAGGAGGCAGAGGAGGAGGAGGAAGAAGUUGCACCGGAGUCUUCAGAUGAAGAGGAGAAGCCGACCAAGAAGAGCAAAAAAACAAAGGCAGAAAAGAAAUCCAAGCCAACCAAACGUAAAUCAAGUGCAAAAACUCCAAAGGCCAAGAAGUCAUCAAAGAAAAGUGUAGAGGUCACCAGUGAAGAUGAAGAGCCCGAUGAAGAAGACUACGACGAACCCUCGGAGGAAGAUGAAGAAGAGGAAGAAAGUGACGAGUUCGUCCCUGUAAAGACCAGUAGUGGAAGAAAGAGUAGCUCAAAAAAAUCUAAGGGGAGGAAAAGAUCGAAAGCAGCGAGUGAGUCAGACAGCGGAGCGGAUGAAGAGGAAGAGGCGUCAAUGGCGUCUGAUGGCAGCGAGAGUGAGGACGAACCCGUCGUUAAGAAACCUAAGAAGGAGAAAGUUAAGAAAGAGAAGAAGGAAAAAUCUGCAAAGAAACCAAAAGCUGAGAAAAAGCCAAGGGCUCCCUCUAGCAAGAAGAAAACGCCGAGCAAGCCGGUGACUUCAAAGGGAGACCUGAGUAUCAGCUUGAGCAGUUCUGACGACUCAUCUGACAGCAGCGACUAUGUCUCCAAGUGGCGCAAGCGCGAGGAGGAGAAGAAGGCCAAGCUGGAGGAUGAAAAGAAGAAGAAACAAGAGGUGCAGUACCGACUGAUGCGGGAAAAAGAGCGCCUCCAAGAGGAGAUGGAGCGUCUAGAGAAAGCGCAGAAAAAGAAAAAGAAGAAGAAGAGGAGCUCUUCAGAGUCCAAAGAUAAACAUGGCGAGAGCGACGAGGAUGAGGAAGCCGGGCUGGAUCUCAGCGACGGAGACAGCGACAAUCUGGUCAUCGACGAGACCCCGUUGAAGAUCAAAGCCAAGAAGGAGACCAAAAAGAAGGUGAAGAAAGAGCCAGUCGUUGUCAAGGUGAAGGAGGAGCCGAUAAAGCAGAGGGUUUCUGAAGAUGAAGAUGAUGAUGAUGAUGAUGAUGAGGAUGAGAUGGAUAAACCGACAGAGGGAGAUACUACUCCAAAGAUAGAUUCUGCCGACCGCAAAGCGGAGAAGGCGAAGAAGAAAGAGGACAAAGACAAGAAAAGACAAGAGAAAGAGAGGAAAAAAAAUGAGGAGAAAGAGCGAAAGAAGGAAGAGAAGAUGCGGAAGAAGCUCGAAGAGAAGAAGAAGGAACUGGAAGCCAAGAAGAAACGAGAAGAGGAGAGAAAGAGGCGACAGGAAGAAACGAGACGACGAGAGGAGGAAGAAAGAAAAAGACGGGAGGAGGAUGCUAAGAAGAGACGGGAGGAAGAAGCCAAGAGGAAACAACUCGAGGAGCAGAAAACAAAAGAAAACAAGCGGCAAGACAUAACUGUGGAGCAAAGCAACGACAAAGAAAUAUCAAAGCGAGAUAAAUUUGAGAAGAGAAAACCGGAGAAGAAGAAAGUUCUGAAGACAGAAGAGACUGUUGAGAGACUGCACUUAGAGCUGAAAGUAUCCUUGAGUAUGGACCACCCGGAUCCAGCUAAGAGUGUGUCAGUGAUGGCCCAGAUUGAUGCAAUGAGUGACUCACUCACACCUGGUAUUCUAAGGAAGAGCAAAGACUUCGUCCAGACCAUCAAGAAGAUAAGGAAGUACAAGUCUGACGAGAGGGUGCGCAAGAAAGCAGAAUAUUUAUACAACAAAUUGAAAUCUAUUUGCCUGAUGCAAGAAACGUCUGGCAGUGCUGAGGAGAAGAAGGGAGAAGAGAACGAGCGAGGGGAAUUAACAGAGCAAACAGACAUAACAGCUGUUGAUGGGAACAAUGCGGCGAAAGAGCUCAAACCAGAUCACAAAGCGAAAAGGCAAGAAGAAAACGCAACCUCCGAACCUCUUGGCGACAAACCCAGUACAGAGGACCAAGAAACGGCCAAUGCCGAAGCGAAAGCCACCGCUAAUACCCCAACGGAAGAAGCAUCAAGUGCCACAAAUGAACCUCAAAAUGGAGAGGCAGAAGUGAGAAACACAAACGAAGUGAAGGUUGCAGAUGAUGAAUCAGAUUUGAAAAGAACUGAAGUGGUCAAUGACACUGAAAGAACGGCUGAAGAGGCUAAAUCACAGGACGAUAAACCAAAAGAGGACAGCCUCCUAGAGGACAAACCCAAAGAGGAUCAAUCCAAAAGUGAUGAACCCCGGGAGGAGAAAACCAGAAAAGUUGAGGGUAAAUCUCGGGAGGACUCCCAGAACGAAGUCACUGCUGAGGAUUCCGAGGACGAAGACGAUGAGGCAAAUGACGAUGGGAGGAGAAACCUCUCGGAGCGUCUUGAUAUGAUUUUCGGGAACCAGGGAGGAUUUCAGAUUCCUGGACUGAAUUUAGAGGAGAAUAGCAAGGGGAAGUCCAAGGGAGCCAGUGAUGAGAAGAAAAAAGAGGCAAGGAAGGAUAGGAAGCGAUCAACAGGGGCGUCGGGAGACCAGAUUGGGGAGCAACCAAUGGAGCUAGAUGACAAUGAAGCCAACGACAAUCCCAAGGGGACCGCGGCUGCAGAUCAAGCCUUCAGCGACGAUAACAUGGAGCUGGACUCGGAUGAAAAUUGAAAAAAAACACAACCAAAUUCUAGCGAUGUUGAAUGUUGCAAACUUUGUCAUAGUAUAUAAAUAAUAUGCGUGUGACCAGCAGAACCAACUUUACUAGUCGAAAACUGAGUUGAAAGUGUGGUGAUAAACUUGAUUCCUUGGUGGCAGAGUGAAGAAGCCUUGAACGAUAAGAUUCAUCAACUUGUACCACCUUCGUAGAGAGUAUACAAUGCAAUGACAUGGACGGAUUUGGCCGGAAAAGUCCACAAGACCGCAGUGCUUGAAGCUCAACUUUUUUACUGGACCAGCCGUCGAUGUCACCAAACUCUUCCUAACUUAGGAUUAAUCUUAGGACUAAGGACGAGUUAAGUAUCGUAUCCAAAGGUGUAGGACUCAUUGAACUCAACCUAAGUUAGAACGGGUUACUCUUCCUAAUUCAAGAUCCAUUUUGUACGAUUUAGGCUAGUGUUUCGUGAAAUUGGCUGCAGAAAUUUGUGUACAAGACCUGAAUGAAACUGAGAACAACCUUCCUUGAAUCCUGAUACAGUUUAACGUGUAUGUAACUUUUUUUAUUCAAGCAGUUCGGCACCAUGACUAAGAGAAGGUCAGGCCUGGAAUUGAACGGAGGCCAUGGCCCCUGUUGCCCUGGUCUUGGCCUGGGUGCCUCCUUAAAAGUUUCCCAUAGGCUUUAAUGGAAGUGCCUUGCCCUCUCAAAAAUGAAACUCCAGGCCUGUAAUGUUGAUUUCAACUGUCUUUUGGGGCAUCAAGUAUACUUCGUUACUCAACAGAAUUUAAGUGUAUUUUCAAGGCUCAAUGUCAGUUUUGGGACACAUAGUUUGUUUCUGUUCAAGAUAAUCCACAUGGAUGUAUUACUAUUCAAUUGUAAAACACCAGACAGCAGGAUUUGUUUGGUUAAAAGUUUACUGGCCCAACACUCAAAUAACCGGCCUCGGGCCUGUGGUUUAGUGUCAACUUUGAGCCCUGACUGAGGAACCUGGUUCUAGAGGAACCUGAUUCUAGCGGA
This is a messenger RNA of Asterias rubens (European starfish), 4187 nucleotides long. Its product is annotated as hepatoma-derived growth factor-related protein 2-like. Gene Ontology annotation, biological process: regulation of transcription by RNA polymerase II. Bases 245 to 3184 code for a protein of 979 amino acids. Gene Ontology annotation, molecular function: transcription coregulator activity; double-stranded DNA binding. Gene Ontology annotation, cellular component: nucleus. The transcript has 17 exons. NCBI's taxonomy places the organism in Eukaryota, Metazoa, Echinodermata, Asteroidea, Forcipulatida, Asteriidae. The record is from RefSeq and is a predicted model, not a curated record.